Chironomus riparius is the source of this 1506-nucleotide messenger RNA. The record is from the annotation of a GenBank genome assembly. NCBI's taxonomy places the organism in Eukaryota, Metazoa, Arthropoda, Insecta, Diptera, Chironomidae.
GUGGCUACAUUUUCAAUAAAUAUUUUCAGUGAUAAAGGCACUUGAAUUCAUAACAUAGCACAAUCUCGCGCAAAAUAGUAAAGAUAAUGUCAGACAGUGUCUAUUAUCAGAUUUAAACUACCGUGCUAUCAUUCUAAGCAGUUUUUAAGUUUUUAUUUUAUAUUUUUUUCCUUUCUAAUAAUCAUAAAAAAAGAAGGCGACAAACGAGAAAGAGAGAGACAGAGAAGAAAAAAAAAUUAGAAAAUGUUGAACUAUUUUGAAAAGAAUUUAUACAAAGAAUUGACUUUUGCAAUAACAUCAUUUACAUUAGCUUUUGGAAUUGUAUUAAAACACGAGGAUGAUGUUCGCGUACCAAUUAAAUUGGGGCUUUUUAUAAUGGUUCUUGGCUUCGUAUUUUUCAUUUCAAUGACAAAGCUAUUACACAAAAUUUUGCUAUGUUCAUCAUAUGGCCUCAAAUGGGUUAAGAAUUUGCGUCUAUCAAUAUCUGAUUGUCUUGAUAUUACAAAUAAGCUGAUUUCAGCAUUACAAGCUGUUUUAAGUUGCAUAUUUGGAUUCCUCAUAUGUGCGCAUUCAUGUCGUCGCAAUUUUCUCACAACAUCACACAUCUUUUCAGAAGCAUAUGCAUUUUUUGCAUCUGCAUAUUUUCUAUAUGAUAUAUGGUCUAUGUUUAUUGUCUAUGUAUCAAAAUAUUAUGAUAAUCUCAAAUUGAAAACUAUUAAUUGGACUGAAAAUAUGGAUCUUUAUAACAUGAUACCUGCUGUUGAAAAUGGAGAGCUGAAGAUUGUCGAAAGCUUCUCCAUACAAAAUCAAGAAAUCCCGAGCUUUUUAGAAUAUAUAAAGAGAAAUAAAUUAAUGAUAUUCCAUCACAUGUUCAUUGGCGGUUAUGGCCUAAUCGUAAUAUCAUCAUGGCGUGGUGGUCUGGGGGACUGCAUCUUUAGCUUUAUGUACAUGAUGGAAAUGUCAACGCCAUUUGUCAGCUUUAGAGCUGUGCUCAGCAUUUUAAAAAUGAAAGAGUCAAAAUUAUAUGUAAUCAAUGGAUUCCUCAUGAUCUUAUCGUUCUUGUGCUUCAGAAUUAUCAUGCUUCCAUUAUUGAUGUAUAAAUACAGUUUAGUCGUAUCCCUGUCGUUUUAUGAAGCGAUUACCAAGCUACCAUCGAUGUGCCAAUUAUCUAUACUUGCCCUAUUCUUACCUCAAAUCUAUUGGUUCAUCCUCAUGAUUAAAAUUGCUUUGAAGAUGAUCCGUCCAGCGCCGCAAAAAGUUGAAAUAAAUCAUAAUCAUCAUCAUCAUCAUGCGGAAUAAGAAGACAAUUAAAAGAGUUGGAUUCAAUUCGCAAAUUCUUUGGCAACUAAAUGUAGAAUAUUUUAGAUAAUAAAAUUAAAAUUAAUUAAUUAAAAACGGACGAUCCUGACGAAGAAGUCUCUACAACCAACUCUGAAGCCAUUUAUAAGUCUACGAUAACUGAACACGCACUAAUCUUUUAUCAUACCCCCCCCCCCCACCCACCCC